GCACAUGACAGCCGGCUCACGCAUGCGCAGAAUACUCCUGAACUCCACACCUGAAACGUCUGACGGACCUUCUACAAAAACAAUAAAAUAAUCUGGUAAAUAUUGUACUUUAUAACGUGUAAAGUCCACUAAAGCUUCUAUCCUCUCAGAAUUGAUGUUCAGUCGCUUCACCGCUGUUGUCUGCCGCUCUCACCGCCGCCUGUUCCUCCUCUCUUCAGCGGGGACUUGGAGCUCAGCGUGGCCGCAACAGGGCGCAAUGCAGACGGCCGUGGUGCGAUGCAUGCCCGGGGAGCCCAAACUCACCAUCUCCUUCUGUCUGGACGGGAGCCACAAACACAUGCUCCGGGACCAAGACGAGCCCGUGGGGAAAGUCCUGACGCGGAUCGGCCACAAUCUCACCAAGAACCAGGGCAAGGGCAAGAAGAAGAAGCGGGGAGAGGAACCGAGUGAGAGAGCGCAGCCCGCCGCAGAGGUGAAGCUGUUGUUCGGGGAGGAGCCAGUGCAGGAGUCGAUGGUGAACUCGGAGGCUUGGAGGGAUGGAACGGUGCUGUGUGUGGGGGAGGUCCGGUACGCGGUGCUGAGGAACGCGCCCACCUUUACCUCUGCGGAGCUGCCCCGGUCUCUCAUGGCUGGGUUCCCCGUUUGCCCCAAACUGCAGCUGGAGUUUGGGAACAUGGAAGACUGCGAGUUCACGUGGUUCAAAGAAACAUGUGCAGUUUCUGGUGAGAACUGGGUUGAAGUUGGUUCUGGUCGUGUUUUUGUCCCCUCUAAUGAAGACAUCGGGAGCAGACUCCAACUUCGCUGUUUACCCAAAGACGCUACGAGGAAUGGAUUGGUCAAAGAGCUGCAGUCAGAGGGUGCUAUAGAGGCCGGACCGGGAACAUGCACUUUUGACACUCGGCACCUGUUCACUCAGCAACUGAUGCAGUGGCCAGAGCUCAGAGUUGUGUCUUACAACAUUUUGGCGGAUGUUUACGCUCAAACCGAACUGUCUAAAACGGUCCUGUACCCAUACUGUGCCCCCUAUGCCCUGGAGCUGGACUACAGGAUCAACCUCAUCAGGAAGGAGCUGUCCGGCUACAACGCAGACCUCAUCUGCCUCCAGGAAGUUGACAAAGGAGUCUUUGAGGACAGUCUCAUUCCUGCGAUGGAUGCUUUCGGAUUCGAUGGAGUUUUCAGAAUAAAAGAGAAACAGCAUGAAGGACUGGCCACUUUCUAUCGAAGGACUCGUUUCCAUUUGAAAAGUUCUCAUGACGUAGUUUUAAGUGAGGCUUUGGGCUCAGACUCUCUUCACUCAGACUUACUCCAAAACCUGAGCUCUAAGCCAGACUUAAAGGAGAAAGUCCUCCAGAGGUCCACGUCUCUACAGGUGUCCCUUCUCCAGGACUUGCUUCAGCCCGAACGCUGCCUCUGUGUGGCCAACACACACCUGUACUGGCACCCCACAGGUGGGAAUGUGCGUCUGGUGCAGAUGGGCGUGGCUCUUACACACCUGGGUCAUGUGAUCAGUACUGUUUCACCUGGAGCGGCCCUGGUCUUCUGUGGAGACUUCAACUCAACUCCACACUCGGGUGUGUGUGAGUUGCUGACACACUCCUCCGUCCCUCAGUCCCACUCAGACUGGUUCAGCUCUGGUCUGGACCAUCACUGCCCCAUGCACCUGGUCUCUCCGUUCCCCCCUCUUCUCUCCGCCUGUGGGACCCCUCCAUACACAAACUACGUGGGCGGAUUCCAAGGCUGCCUGGACUACAUCUACAUCCAACCAGACCACAUGAAGGUGACACAGGUGAUCCCUCUGCCAUCUCAUGAGGAGGUGACCACAUACGAGGCUCUGCCCAGUGUCUCUCACCCGUCAGACCACAUCUCUUUAGUCUGUGAUCUGCACUGGAGCCCCCAAAACAACCAAUAACCCCUGAAAAUAAGACACCAAUACAUAUUAUUCAGACACAUCCUUGCCUGGGAUCCAGAAUACUUACUUAUUUGAACAUGUGAGUCUGGUCAUGGGUGAAUCUCCCAGUUUUCAGAUGGGUGUGAUUGAUGGGUUGAUUAACCAAUUAGGGACAUUAAUGGUCUGCUGUAGCAAAAGUGUAAAAUAAUAAAAUAUCAUGAUUUCUACAGAAUCAAUGGGUGAAGCGCCAAACUCUGUUAAUCUGAAGUGAGACCAAUUUGUUUGGCCAUCUAUAACUUACACAUACAAUUAACUCCUUUGUUUCAUAUGCUUCAGUGAAAAAAACAAAUCUGAUUGCAUGAUCACGUUUGCCCAUGCUUGAGAUGCAAUGGAGGGCAUGGGGACCAGACUAAUAUCAAUUCUGAAUUUGCCUGGCAAGACUUAUUCAAUUUCUUUCGAAAGUUGGUGACAUGCGUUAGUAUCCUCAUGCCCUUACACUGCUGAAGCAAUGUCUGCAAUUUGUAUUUGAAAAUAAAUCCAAAAUUCAGGUUUUACUCUUAUUUAUUCAAUCUACGUCACUUUAAAAAAAAAAGAUAGUGUGUGAAUUUUCAAAGUUGAUGUGGGAAUCUUCAGUUACCUAUUUAUGAAUGAAUUCAUUAAAGUUUGCCACAUGGGCCGCACCACAGAAUGUUCCAGGUUCACAUUCUUUGACUGAUCUACUGCCACAGCAUGUUAGUAAGUAAUGCAUUUGUCUUUAUCUUUCUUUUGAUAUUGUGGCAUUGCUUGGGUGUUCUAAAAUGUGAGCUGUCCAAAUUAAACAAGAUUUGAUAAGGCAACAUAAUAUUAGUAUGGCCCUUUCGAGGUGAUUGUCCAGAAUAAAUUCCUAACACACCUUUCCCACUUUUAUAGAGUCCUGUGGCAUAAAACUGUUCUUAUGAUACAAGUCGAUGUUUUACUAUUUGUCCACCCAUGUAAGAAUUGUUUGCACUUUGAUAAAUAUUGCUGUGCAUCUAAACAAUAAAAGUUUUAUCAGAGAUACCUAGCUAAUCUGAUAAUGGC
Periophthalmus magnuspinnatus is the source of this 2947-nucleotide messenger RNA. RefSeq names its product phosphodiesterase 12 (gene pde12). Gene Ontology annotation, cellular component: mitochondrion. The transcript has 8 exons. Gene Ontology annotation, molecular function: 3'-5'-RNA exonuclease activity. Bases 155 to 1909 code for a protein of 584 amino acids. Gene Ontology annotation, biological process: nuclear-transcribed mRNA catabolic process, deadenylation-dependent decay. Lineage: Eukaryota; Metazoa; Chordata; Actinopteri; Gobiiformes; Gobiidae. The record is from RefSeq and is a predicted model, not a curated record.